GCUUCUUAAAGGGCAGUGGCUGUGUUUGCUCCUCCUUCCCCAUCCUUCUUUCCGGGCCAGUUCUUGGGGGUUUGUGGAUGGGUCCAGCCCGUAGGCCCCUUGUGUGUAAGAUCAGAGGAUGCUGAGCAAACGCACAGCUGGGAAGAGCAGCUACAGCCCGUACUCUGUAGGGCUCAGGAGAAUGGCGAAGAAACACGGCUCACGUGAGCAUGCCCUGGACUCCUUCUCCUACAGACCAAAGGUGUGGCUGAAGGAGCUGCCACGGAAGGACGGCCUGGAAGCGCCGAAUUCCAGCCUGGUGGACCUGUCCAUGUCCAGCGCCAAGCUCAGCAGUAGCCCCAGCACAGUGGGCACACUCAAGCGCCCCACCAGCCUGAGCCGGCACGCCAGCGCUGCUGGCUUCCCUCUGUCCCCUGCGGGCACACGGGGCAUCGCCAAGGGACAGAAGACCCCUGCUGCUUACAGCCCCAUCGAGAGCGGGGAGGGGACUUUCAUCGAUGUGGAGGACAUCUCGCAGCUCCUGGCUGACGUGGCCCGGUUUGCCGAGGGUUUGGAGAAGCUGAGAGACGUGGUCCUCAGAGACGAUCCCUUGGAGUCUCAACGGCCGCUAGCCCACGAGUGCCUGGGGGAAGCCCUGCGCAUCCUCCGGCAGGUCAUCUACAAGUACCCACUGCUCAACACCUUGGAGACCUUGACAGCUGCAGGAACCCUAAUAUCCAGGGUCAAAGGUUUCCACUACGAGUCCAACAAUGAGACGGACAAGCGGGAGUUCGAGAAGGCGCUGGAGACCAUCGCAGUCUCCUUCAGUAGCACCGUGUCUGAAUUCCUCAUGGGAGAGGUGGACAGCAGCACCCUCCUCUCGAUACCUCCUAGUGACCAGAAUCAGUCUAUGGAGAACCUCUACGGAGACGGCAUGCCAACCGGCAUGGAAAGCUUUGAUUCAGUCCGUCCGUCUGCAGAAGAGGUGGACAUCAUGCUCCAGCGGUGUGAGGGCGGAGUGGAAGCUGCCCUCCAGUAUGCCAAAAACAUCUCCAAAUACAUGAAGGACCUUUUCUACUACCUGGAGAAGAGGACCACUCUGGAGAUGGAAUUUGCCAAAGGGCUGCAGAAGAUGGUGAACAGCUGCAAGCAAACGAUCACUCAGGAGCCGCACAUGCCGUUCCUGUCGAUCUACUCGCUGGCUCUGGAGCAAGAUAUGGAGUACGGCGCUGCAGUCCUGCAAACCGCUGCCACCUUGCAGAACCAUACCUUCCUGCAGCCACUGGGAAUGAGACGCCUUGAACAUGAAAAGCGGAGGAAGGAGAUUAAGGAGCAGUGGCACCGGGCCCAGAGGAAGCUGCAAGAGGCGGAGACCAACCUGCGCAAGGCCAAGCAGAUGUACAUGCAGCGCUGUGAGGAGCACGAGAAGGCCAAGUAUAUGACAGUGAAGGCUGAAGAGGAACAGCAGAGCACCAGCAGCAACACCACCACCAAGACCCUGGACAAGAAGAGGCGGCUGGAGGAGGAGGCCAGGAAUAAGGCAGAGGAAUCGAUGGCCACGUACCGGACCUGCAUCGCUGACGCCAACACACAGAAGCAGGAGCUGGAGGACACCAAGGUGAACGUCCUGCGGCAGAUCCACGAGGUGAUCAAGCAGAGCGACCAGGUCAUGAAAUCGGCCACAAUCUCCUUCUACCAGAUCAUGCACACCCAGACGGCUCCCCAGCCCGUCCACUUCCAGACCUUGUGCGAGAGCAGCAAGCUGUACGACCCCGGGCAGCAGUACGCCUCCCACGUCAAGCAGCUGCAGCGGGGAGACGAACCCGAGACCCAGUACGACUUUGAACCCUACGUGUCGCAGAAUGCCUGGCCCCCCUGCAUCCGGCCACGGAAAGGCAGCUUUAAUGCCAGUGACUUCAGUAGCGUCGAUGGGGCUGCGUCCUCCAAGGACGGAGGCGUCUCGGAGGGAGGGGCAGCGGCGAGGGAGCAGCCAAGUGGGACCGUGAACGUGGAACGGAGAGGUGGGAGGGGACACCAGGUCCAUAAGUCUUGGCCAACGUCCAUCACUGAAACAGAGGGCAGCCUGGAUUCAACCUCAGGUACAUUUAGCCAGAAGUUCCAGCGGAUGUCUUCCAACGGCACCAUAUCCUCUAAUGAAGAGCUGGAUGAGAAGGAUGAGAACGCAGCCUCGUUUGAACAGAGCAUCAAUGGGAUAGCCCCUGAAAUGACGGCUCCGACGGGCCCAUUCCGAAACGUGGGUUUAUCCAAGGCUGCUCAGACCCAUCGGCUGAGAAAACUUCGCACCCCUUCGAAAUGCCGGGAAUGCAACAGCUACGUUUACUUCCAGGGAGCGGAGUGCGAGGAGUGCUAUUUAGCCUGCCACAAAAAAUGUCUGGAGACCCUGGCCAUCCAGUGCGGCCACAAGAAACUCCAAGGGAAGCUGCAGCUCUUUGGCCGGGAUUUCACACAGGCGUCCCAGAGCAGCUCAGACGGCAUUCCCUUCAUUAUCAAGAAGUGCAUCUGUGAGAUCGAGAAGCGGGCUCUGAAAACCAAGGGCAUCUAUCGAGUCAACGGCGUGAAGACGCGCGUGGAGAAGCUUUGCCAGGCAUUUGAGAAUGGGAAGGAGCUGGUGGAGCUGUCCCAAGCCUCCCCUCACGAUAUCAGCAACGUCCUGAAGCUCUACCUGCGACAGCUGCCAGAACCCAUCAUGCCCUUCCGGCUGUACAAUGAACUCAUGGGCCUGGCCAAGGAAAGCCUGCAAGGUGGGGGCGAGACCAAGACCAAGGUUGGGAAGGGAGGUCCCGAGCUGGUGGACAAGGGAGCCGAGACGGACAAGAUGGUGGUGACAUUGGUGACAAAGCUGAAGGAGCUGCUGAAGGAGCUUCCCCGGGAGAACCUGGCCACGCUGCAGUACAUCGUGCAGCACCUGAGAAGGAUUGUGGAAGUAGAACAGGACAACAAAAUGACCUCGAGCAACCUGGGCAUUGUCUUCGGGCCAACGCUGAUGCGCCCCCGGCCCACCGAGGCCACCAUCUCCCUGUCCUCGCUGGUCGAUUACCCCCACCAGGCUCGCAUCAUUGAGGCCCUCAUCAUCUUCUACUCAACCAUCUUCGAGAACAAGGCGGCCCAGCUGCUGGCUGGCUCUGACAAACACGCUGAGGAUGCCGAAGAGAGGACCAGGCGGUCUAGCCAGGACAAUGAGCCCCCAGUUCCACACAGCAACAUCCCGUACCUAGAGGUGCCCUUGGAGAAGGGGGAUUCAGAUAACGCCGAUCCGUUCGGAGAAUCUGGCGACCGCUCGAUAGAUUCCGACUCGGAGCUGGAAGAGGGGGCGGAGCUGCCGGCUACAGACGAGGCAGCCCCGAGGCAGCGGUUGGUAAAGCAAGGAAGCGAGACCAGCACGGACGAGGCUCAAUUCUGCGACGACGCGAGCGAGGGGCAGCUGAGCAGGACCUGCAGCGUGGGCCAGUCGGACGCAGAGUGCGCCUCUUCCCUCCAGCACAGCACAGCAGGGGAGGAAGAGCAGAGCGACCCGGAAGAGGAGUCCCUCUCGGAGAGGGAUGGCAAGGCAGGCCAGCAAGAGAGGCCUCUUUCUGACUGUAACACAAACCAAUCCAAUAACACGCUGCUGGCCGAGCGCUGUCGGGGGCACCGGCUGCUGCCCACCGUUCGGCUACGGGACGGCACGAUAGCGGUGAGGUCAGCCAGUGAACGGCAGCCCAGGUUUGUUUAG
This is a messenger RNA of Emys orbicularis (European pond turtle), 3712 nucleotides long. It is a transcript of the gene ARHGAP45, whose product is annotated as Rho GTPase activating protein 45. The transcript is spliced from 23 exons. Gene Ontology annotation, cellular component: membrane. Lineage: Eukaryota; Metazoa; Chordata; Testudines; Emydidae. Gene Ontology annotation, biological process: activation of GTPase activity; signal transduction. The coding region runs from base 119 to 3712 and encodes 1197 amino acids. Gene Ontology annotation, molecular function: GTPase activator activity. The record is from RefSeq and is a predicted model, not a curated record.